UCCAGACCCGUUCCAGUGCGACUCGCCGCGCGGAUACGCCGCGGAAGCGUGGAGAGCGCGGACGCUUAUUCGGUACCCCGUCGCUCGCUGGUCGGGACGGUGCUGAGGACGGUGUAGAGGUCCAGGCGUGCAGUGAGCGACGGAUAUGUGUUCAGGUGCAAUGCGAUAGCGAUCUCCACGGUGCGUAGAUAAGACAUGGAAGUCGAACUUGACUUCGACCAUCAGGUGAACAUGGAAGUUCAUGUUUCCCAUCUCCAGAUCAGCCGGCCUACGCUGCUUAUAAUACUGGCAGCAAUCACUAGCGUCCUUCUGCUAUACCUUCGGAGGAGACUGUCGCUCCCCGUAGACAAACCUUUACUAGGUGCGAAGCCACCGAUCGCUGAGGCGGACGUCAAAAGCCAGAGGGAUCGCACGCCAGGAGGUUCAGUGACUCUGGAAAUCAGUGUCCCCCUCCCCACUCAUCAUAAUCAUCAGAAUGGCACCCCAUACCUCCCCACAUAUACGCCUUCCCCUCCGCGGACAUCCACCCCACCGCCCGCGGGGAUGUUCCCCAGAUCACCCCCAUCCAAUACCGGCCCUUCAAAUGGGGGCCGAAAUACCAGUGAGCGUCUAUUCCCCGCGUCUAAUCCCGUCCUACAAUCCUUUCGCCACUCUAAUCUUCUUCCACCGAUAUACACACAACCAUGAAUAUAUACAACCAUGAGCUCACCCUCCCCCCAGCAUCACCCAUGGGCCUGA
This is a messenger RNA of Schizophyllum commune H4-8, 738 nucleotides long. RefSeq lists its product as uncharacterized. Lineage: Eukaryota; Fungi; Basidiomycota; Agaricomycetes; Agaricales; Schizophyllaceae. The transcript has a single exon. The record is from RefSeq and is a predicted model, not a curated record. Bases 196 to 687 code for a protein of 163 amino acids.